AUGAGAAUUUAGUUUUUGUGAUAAGCUUUUUGAUUUCCAUGUACUUAUAUAUAAGCCUCUAACUACCAACUGCUCAUCACAAUCAUUUUGAAAAAUGGCUCCUUCAAUGACAACAAUCACUCUAAUCACCAUAUACACAUUCUCCUUACUUGUAUCAAUUACUUCUUGUGCAGCAUCAACUGUAGAAGAAACUUCAAGACCCUUCAAGAAAAUAUAUGCAUUUGGAGACUCAUUCACAGACACAGGCAACACAAAGAAUGCAGAAGGUCCAAGUGGUUUUGGCCAUGUAUCAAACUCACCAUAUGGCACAACAUUCUUCAACCAUUCAACAAACAGAUACUCUGAUGGAAGACUUGUAAUUGACUUUGUGACUGAAUCAUUGAAUUUGCCUUACCUUCCUCCUUAUCUUCACCUCAAAAAAGGAAAUGAUACUUUUGGUGUUAACUUUGCUGUUGCUGGUUCAACAGCAAUAAACCAUGCUUUCUUUGUUAUGAAUAAUCUUUCACUUGAUAUUACUCCUCAGUCUAUUCAAACUCAGAUGUUGUGGUUUAAUAGGUACCUUCAGAAGCAAGGAUGUGUUGAGUCUAAGUGUAAUGAUUUUGAUGAGACCCUUUUUUGGUUUGGUGAAAUUGGUGUCAAUGAUUAUGCUUACAGGCUUGGAUCUACAAUCUCAAAUGAUACCAUAAGGAAGUUAGCAAUUUCCAGUGUCUCAGGAGCUUUACAGACAUUGCUUCAAAAGGGUGCUAAGUACAUUGUCGUGGAAGGUUUCCCACCAACAGGAUGCCUUACACUAGCAAUGUACUUAGCAUCAGAAGACGAUAGAGACGAAAUUGGAUGCGUGAAAAGUGCCAACGACGAAAGCAAUGCUCACAACCUUCUACUUCAAUCCAAAAUACAAGAAUUCAGAAAACAGUAUCCACAUGCAGUCAUAGUUUAUGCUGAUUACUGGGAAGCAUACAGAACUGUCAUGAAAAAUCCAGCCAAGUAUGGAUUCAAAGAUCUGUUCACAGUAUGCUGUGGAUCAGGAGAACCACCUUACAACUUCAGUGUUUUUGCUACUUGUGGUACACCUAAUGCCACUGUUUGCACAAGUCCUUCUCACUACAUUAAUUGGGAUGGUGUUCAUCUUACAGAAGCUAUGUAUAAAGUUGUUUCUAAUAUGUUUCUUCAAGGAAACUUUACCCAACCUCCAUUUAAUUUUUUGUUGGAAACUAAAGAGAGGCAUGGAUGAAUUCCUGGUUAGUGGUUACCCCUAAAAAUAGUACUAUUUGAUGUUAUUAACUAUCCUUAUUGCUUAAAAGUGUUAACUUUGCUAUUGUAACUUUGAGCCAAAGAAUCAGACUCCAUCUUCUUCUUUUUUUACCAGCACUUGUGUCCACUGUUCUGCAUAAAGUCAAUUAGAACUUCUAGUGGUUCUAGAUAUAUACUCUACUCAUUGAGACAUUAUAACCGUCACAUUUAAAAUAUUUAUCUUUCUCAA
This is a messenger RNA of Cicer arietinum (chickpea), 1480 nucleotides long. RefSeq names its product GDSL esterase/lipase At3g48460. Gene Ontology annotation, molecular function: hydrolase activity, acting on ester bonds. Lineage: Eukaryota; Viridiplantae; Streptophyta; Magnoliopsida; Fabales; Fabaceae. The record is from RefSeq and is a predicted model, not a curated record.